GUUCAGGAGAAAGAGGGUACCAGAGCUCCAAGCUCGAUCCGGCACUUUUGGAUCCGUUUCCAUCGGUUCUUACAGCUGCUCCUCAGACCCUAGCAGCCAAGAUGGUGAAGCAAAUUGAGAGCAAGGUUGCUUUUCAGGAAGGCUUGGAGGCUGCAGGUGAUAAAUUUGUCAUGGUUGACUUCUCAGCCACGUGGUAUGGGCCUUGCAAAAAGAUCAAGCUUUUCUUUCAUUCCCUCUCUGAAAAGUAUUCCAACAUGGUAUUCUUUGAAGUACAUGUGGCUGACUGUCAGGAUGUUGCUUCAGAAUGUGAAGUCAAAUGCAUGCCAACCUUCCAGUUUUUUGUUGUUGUUUGUUUGUUUGUUUGUUGGACAAAAGUGGGUGAAUUUUCUGGAGCUAAUAAGGAAAAGCUUGAAGCCACCAUUAAUGAAUUAGUCUAAUCAUGGUUUCUGAAAACAUAACCAGCCAUUGGCUAUUUAAAACUUGUAAUUAUUUUUAUUUA
This is a messenger RNA of Pan troglodytes (chimpanzee), 499 nucleotides long. Its product is annotated as thioredoxin-like. The record is from RefSeq and is a predicted model, not a curated record. Bases 102 to 437 code for a protein of 111 amino acids. Lineage: Eukaryota; Metazoa; Chordata; Mammalia; Primates; Hominidae. The transcript is spliced from 2 exons.